UGUGCACGCACACUAGACGAUGUGAGCAGCUUCUUCGAUUUGAAUCUAUUCCUUCUGAUUGUCAAGUCAAUCACCCAGUUGUGCACCCCAUUCUCUCCCUUUUCGCCCUCAACGCCCAGCCCAGGACAGCGAGGACGCCCCACAUACUACUAGCACAUGGUCUUGGACCGAAUAAGAUCGAUACUGCGGCAUUUAAAUCCUUCCACCAUGGCAACAGCAGAAGUGCUAGACAAAGUUGACAUUCUUGGCCCCCAGCCGAAUCAAGUUAAUCUUCAAGCAGACUUUGACAAAGUCGAGCCAGCUCCUCCGCCCUUCGAUCCGGUUGCUUUGAAAGAAAAGUACAUAGCGGAACGCGACAAACGCCUUCAACACGGUGGCGGUAUCGAUCAAUACCGUCUUAUUGAAGAGAAAGGCCAGUUCUCAGACUACCUCAAGGACCCAUGGAGUCAGCCCUUCGAACGAGAUCCAAUCACUGAGGUCGACGACGUGGUGAUCAUAGGCGGAGGGUAUGGCGCACAGCUUGUUGCAGUGCGCUUGAUCGAAGCAGGUGUCUCUAACAUUCGUCUCAUCGAAAAAGCUGGCGAUUUUGGAGGCACUUGGUACUGGAAUCGGUAUCCUGGAGCACAAUGCGACAUUGAAUCGUACAUCUACAUGCCGCUCCUCGAAGAGCUCGGCUAUAUGCCAACAGAAAAGUACGCUCGAGCUAAAGAACUUCUCAAACAUUCUGAGAUGAUCGGCCGGAAGUACGGGCUAUACGAACGCACACUUUUCCAAACAGAAGUACAUGAACUACACUGGAACGAGGACUCGGCAACAUGGUCAGUCAAGACAAGCCGUGGUGAUGACAUCCGAGCGCGUUUUGUUAUUCCUGCUGCAGGCCCACUGCACCGUCCCAAGUUGCCUGGCGUGAAGGGCAUCGAAGACUACAAAGGUCAUAGCUUCCAUUCUUCUCGUUGGGAUUACAACUACACAGGUGGUGAUAAUUCUGGAGACCUGCACAAGCUCGGCGACAAGCGAGUUGCAGUAAUUGGCACAGGCGCUACAGCAGUUCAAAUUGUGCCCAAUGUGGCCAAAUAUGCCAAGGAGCUUUAUGUCUUCCAGCGCACUCCUUCUUCGAUCGAUGUCCGAGGCAACCGCCCAACAGACCCAAAUUGGGCCGCUAGUCUGAAGCCCGGCUGGCAGAAGGAGCGUAUGGACAACUUCAACAUCAUCGUCAACGGCGGUGUGGUGGAAGAAGAUCACGUUCAAGAUGGAUGGACUGACAUCCUACACAAACUUCUCGCAAGACGAGCUGCGGACAUCACGGACCCGGAGAAAGCAGCGGCAGAGCGUCAACUGGCCGACUUCGAGAAGAUGAACGAGGUGCGAGCGCGUGCAGACUCGGUGGUGACGAACAAGGAGACCGCCGAAAGCCUGAAACCCUGGUACAAUCAGCUUUGCAAACGCCCAUGCUUCCAUGAUGAAUAUCUACAAGCAUUUAACCAGGACAACGUUCACCUGAUCGACACCAAGGGCCUGGGAAUUGAGCGCAUCACGGAGAAGGGUAUCGUGGCCAAUGGUAAAGAAGUCGAGAUUGACUGCAUCAUCUACGCUACAGGGUUCGAACUGGCCACAGACUGGAGUCACAGGACCAACAUGGAGAUCUAUGGCCGAGACGGUCAAACAAUCACAGACUGCUGGUCUACUGGCGCAUCAACCCUUCACGGUUGGACGACCCGAGGAUUCCCAAAUUGCUUCUUCGUAUCAAUUGUACAAGCUGCUCUAACUCCGAACUUCGUCCAUGUCACUGGAGAGCAGGCGACACACCUCGCGUACGUAGUUUCAGAAGCUAUGAAGAAGAACGCUCGAACAGUGGAGCCGACACGCGAGGCCGAGGAUCAGUGGGUUGCGACUAUUGAGAAGCUUGCACUUCUGAGAGCAAGUUUCUUGCAGGAAUGCACGCCCGGCUACUACAACAACGAGGGCACACCAAGCAAAACAGGGGCUCGCAAUGCAAGUUACGGUGGUGGCUCACCGGCAUUUCUGAAGAUUUUGGAAGAUUGGCGAGCCGAUGGCAAGAUGGAAGGUCUCGAUCUGAAGUAUUUCGAAGACAAGUCUGCAUGAUGAAUGCGCUUUAUACAGCAUCUGAAGUGAAUUCUUAUUCCAUAUCGAACAUACAAUCUCCCCAGUGGUUGACUUCCAUUCAAUUGGCCAUCAUCAACUUGUAACGUUCUCGCCCCUUUCUCCAUUCUUGCGAUCUCCCCUCCACCUGCUGCCCAUUCGCCGCAGCUUGACAAUAAGUCCCGACCCCGUUAGGAGCCCUUUGCCUGUCAGCCACUAUUCGUGCAAGCAGCCCUCUUGCUGGAAUUCGCCCCACUGGCCAGAAAUCUAAACACUGUGAAAUAAGUCGCAACAGUUUCGGC
Messenger RNA from Cercospora beticola, 2402 nucleotides. RefSeq names its product flavin-containing monooxygenase. The record is from RefSeq and is a predicted model, not a curated record. Lineage: Eukaryota; Fungi; Ascomycota; Dothideomycetes; Mycosphaerellales; Mycosphaerellaceae.